AUGCCUACACCACUUGACAAUGCCAUGAGAUCCAGGAAUGCGGUACUCGCAUUCGGUGGCUUGGUCACGGCCGUAGCUGUCUGGGCCAUCUACGGUGGCGACAUGUUUCCCGCCGGGGCGGAUCCCACAGGCAACCCGGAAGAUUGGACCAGAGAGGAGAUGAGGAGAUGGCUCGCGGCGCGAAACCUGUUUCCGCAGGAGAACGACACGAGAGAGGAGCUUCUGGCACGUGUGUUGGCCAACAUGAGAGCUCCGAGACGGUGA
Messenger RNA from Colletotrichum phormii, 264 nucleotides. RefSeq lists its product as uncharacterized. Lineage: Eukaryota; Fungi; Ascomycota; Sordariomycetes; Glomerellales; Glomerellaceae. The coding region runs from base 1 to 264 and encodes 87 amino acids. The record is from RefSeq and is a predicted model, not a curated record. The transcript has 4 exons.